Messenger RNA from Anopheles arabiensis, 2530 nucleotides. RefSeq names its product mucin-2-like. The record is from RefSeq and is a predicted model, not a curated record. The transcript is spliced from 3 exons. Bases 175 to 2370 code for a protein of 731 amino acids. Gene Ontology annotation, cellular component: extracellular region. NCBI's taxonomy places the organism in Eukaryota, Metazoa, Arthropoda, Insecta, Diptera, Culicidae. Gene Ontology annotation, molecular function: chitin binding.
AUCCGAUAUGUACGACGGAAUUCAGUGUAGCGCGAACAGACAACCGAUACGCACAGGUUCCGCGGCAGGAAGGCGGUUUUCGAUUGGUUUUGAAGUGAGCUAGCGUGUGUGUGUGAGUGCCAAGUGCGAGAGUGCGGAAAGAACAAAUUAAAAAAAAAAUAUAUAGACAGAACGAUGCGUCAUUCGCUGAUGCCGACAGUGAUUGGGACAGUUUUGCUGGUGCUAGCGCCGCUGGUGGCCCGCUCGCAGGAGCUGGCGGCAGUGAGUGGUACAGCAGUGCGGUGCGAAACGGUCGGCUCGCUUCCGGCCGACGAGACGGACCGGUGCAGUGGCGCGUACUAUCGCUGUGAGCUGCGGCCAACGGACAGCGUGCCGGUUCCGGUCGCUGCGCAAUGUUCCGUCGGGCGCGUGUACUCGCGCGAAGCGCGCCAGUGCGUGGACGCGGCGACGGUCGGGUGUGGCGGCAUUGCGUUUGCCGGCCCGCGUGACGUCGGCUUCCAGUGUACGUCCAGUGGUAGGUUUCCCGAUCUGGACGCGCCCGACUGCAAGGCGUACUUUCUGUGCACGAAGAACACGGACGGUUCGCUGAUACCGGCCCGGGUGACCUGCCCGGGAACGACCAUCUUUUCGCCGGAAAAGAUGUCGUGCGUUUCGUCGCCGCCCAAUGUGUGCCCGCAGGCAUCGACGACGGCGCCGCCCCCGAGCACGGCCGUCACGCCCGGACCGUUCGUGUGUCCCGACGAGGGCCGAUACGCGGACGAACAGUCGCCCGACUGCCAAACGUACUACCUCUGCCUGUACUCUGGAAGCAGUCUGGUGGCGCAGCUGUCGCGGUGUGCCUCUUCGAUGGUGUUCUUUCCGGCUGAGGGCAGAUGCGUUUCCUUCGACCAGUACAACUGCCCGAAUCUGGUGACGCCGUCACCGACAGUCCCGACGACGACCUCAACGGCGUCGCAAUCAACGCCUGACCCAUCAACGAUCAUCCCGCUAACGACGCCAGGUUCUGCAACUCCUGUGCCAACGCCUGAGCCAUCAACUAUUAUUCCGCUGACGACGCCAGGUUCUGCAACUUCUGAAGUGACGUCCGAACCUGCAACAAACGUUCCUCUUACUACACCAGGUAUGCCGUCAUCCUCAACUGCUGCAGAGUUAACACCUGAGCCAACAACAAACAUUCCGCUAACAACGCCUGGCCCGGGCCCGACUUCAACAACUCCUGAAGCAACGCCUGAGGUCACAACGAACAUCCCGCUGACGACACCAGGCACUGGAUCUGCCUCAACCACCAACUUGCCACAAACAACGCCUGAUGAAGGCCCAUCUGCGACAACUCCUGCACCAACUGCCGAGCCAACGACGGCCAUCCCGUUGACCACGCCGGGUCCAGUCACGCCAACUACACCGUCCGUGCCGGUACCGACCACAACAACAACUCCCGAGCCACGGACGGACCUCCCGCUGACUACGACGCCGAGUCUGGUACCGUCCUCAACGACGACUGAUGCCGCCACCACCACGACCACCGACAGUGUGGACGGGACAGAUACGACCGACCGUUCCGACGCUACCGACGGCGCAACGAACACAUUGCCCACCACCACUACGUCCGGCGCGUUCCAGUGCCCGAACGAGGGCCGCUUUCCGAGCCCGGACGCCACCGGCUGCGAAUCGUACGUGCUGUGCGUGCGCAACAGCCUCGGCACGCUGACGCCGCUCCAGUUCACCUGCCCGCCGACCACCAUCUUUUCGCCGACCCGCGCCAUGUGCGUGACGGCGGCCCUGCACACGUGCGGCCAGGAGACGACCAGCGUCGCGCCACCGGCCACGACGACUACGACCGUGCCGCCACCGCCACCACCGACGCCCACCCCGUUCCAGUGUCCGGACGUGGGCCGCUUCCCGAAUCCCGACUCGCUCUACUGCAAAUCCUACUACCUCUGCCUGUACAGCCUGGCCGACGGCAACACGAAUCUGAUCAGUGUGGAGCUGAGCUGCCCCACUGGCGCCAUUUUUGCCACGGACGCGAGCCGCUGCGUCAAGGAGGAGGGUUACCGGUGCGGGGUGGGCGGCGGCGCUACCACUGCCGGUCCGGAGACGACCACGACGGCGGCGACGACGACAACGACGACGACGACGACAACCACCACUACGACCCCUGCGCCUACUACGACCACGCUCGGGCUGGAGGGUGCGUGCCGGACGGCCGGCAAGUUCCCGACCGGGGUCGACUGCCGCUCGUACCAGUUCUGCGUCCAGCUGCCGUCCGGCGAGCUGGUCGAGUUUAUCUUCCAGUGCCCGGGCACCACGCAGUACGACGAGCAGAAGCGGGCGUGCUCGGACCGCUACGUGUGCACCCGCGGCCUGAUGUGAUGACAGGCUCCCCCUUCAUCUCCCUCCUCGUCCUCCCCCAAUUGGUGACACGCUGUAAUUAGGUGUUUAGCUGUUUGUUUUUCUUCUCUUCUGUGCCGUGCUGUCGCUGCGCACCCCAAGGUGACCUGGUUUGAGUAAUAAAUUAUUUUAUGCUGUGCAA